AUGUACCACUCCCAAGAUCUACAAGAUCGCCUUAUUUCAGUUUUUACACUGUUUGUUGAAGAACCUUCGAGGCAUCUGAUUUUGAUUCGAUUUUACGAAGAUUUCGAAGAAUUUGACAGAAGAAUUAAACAUUACUCGAAAAAAUUUAAAACAAAUUUACCCAAGUUACAACGGGAACAAGAAAGUGAAAGCAUAUCCGAAACUGACCAUAGUCAAACAGAAAUACAACAGCAGCAACAACAGCAGCAACAACAGCAGCAACAACAGCAACAACAUAGUUUUAGAAAGAAAAUUCUCUAUAGCUUCUCAAAAAAGUCUAAACAUUCGAAUAGACGUAGCAAUUCAGAUAACAUUGAAAGAUAUUUACGUCAUUGUGUAAAUGAUUUAGAUAUUCAAUCAUGCUCACUUUUUAAAGAAUUCCUUCAACCACAAAGAGAAGAGGACAACGUCAUUUUAAAGGAGGUUGUUCAGUCUUAUGUUGAAGAAGAGCACGAAUCUGCUCUGCAAAGCGUUACGAGCAGCAGCAUUAGGCAACGAGGCAUUAUUAUAGAAAAUGGUCCUACACCACCACCUGAUGAUCAUGAUGCUACUGCAGCAUCUUCUAUUUAUUCCUACUCCUCUUUUCCUUCUCAUAUUGAACCAGUUAUUACGCCACUCCAGCCAAGACCAAACCAACAAACACAGCAUGUUACUGACGAAAGUGACUAUAGCUCUUCUUUAGCACCUCGCGUUACAAUUCAAGAUUUCCAGCUAAUUAAAGUAAUUGGAAGAGGUUGUAUGGGCAAAGUACUUUUGGUCCGACAUAAAAGUUCUUCACGUCUUUUAGCAUUAAAGGCUAUCUCCAAAAAAGCUGUCAUUGAACAAAGCCAGAUAGUUCAUAUUAAAGCUGAGCAACAAAUCUUGUCUGACAUUGCGUCUAUUCACCAUCCUUUUUUGAUCAAGCUUCAUUAUUCAUUUCAAGACAUGAACCAACUGUUUCUUGUGGUUGAUUAUCAUGUUGGAGGCGACUUGGCAACUCAGCUCAGAAUCAAUCAUAUAUUGCCACCUGAAAGAUGUCGGUUUUAUACCGCCGAAAUUGUAUUGGGAAUUCAAGAAUUACAUCGUUUAGGGAUCCUGUAUAGGGAUCUUAAGCCAGAAAACAUCUUAUUAACUGCAGACGGUCAUCUGGUCCUUACUGAUUUUGGACUCUCAAAGCAGUUUUAUGACGGCCUUAGUUUAGAAGAACAGAGGACUGACACAUUUUGUGGCACAGCAGAAUAUUUGGCACCUGAAAUCCUGAAUGAGCAGCCUUAUUCGUAUGAAGUAGACUAUUGGAGUAUGGGCACCAUCCUGUUUGAAAUGCUGACUGGAAUUACGCCUUUUUGGGCUGAAAACCGUGACGAAAUGUAUCGCCGCAUUCGUCAAGAUCCACUUCAGUUCCCAGAAUACAUUGAUAUAGAGACAGCCGAUUUUAUUGCACGGUUACUUAAACGAGAUCCAAAACGCCGUCUUGGCAGUGGACCCGAUGGACCUAUUCGCGUUCGUUCCGAUCCUUAUUUUGAAUUUAUUGAUUGGAAUCUUAUUUACACCAAGCGAAUCAAACCGCCUUAUGUUCCCAACUUGUAUUCAGAAACUGAUUUUAGUCACUUUGAUAGUGAAUUUUUGCGUCUCACACCAAGAUUGUCACCUGUAGGAAGUGAUUACAUGCUCAGCCAAAGUUUGGAUCGUGCUUUUGAAGGCUAUUCCUAUACAAAUAGGGAAGAGAACUUGUUGGAUUCACCCCCUUCAGAACUUUACAGUAUGUCUGAAUACCCUCCUCCUGUCACUCUUAUGGAUACGGCUAUAGCUCAAUCUGGACUUGUUGGAGGAGGAGGAGGCACACGCUAUUUUGUGUAUAACGACAGUGAUGAUGUGAUACCAUAUGAUGAAUAUGCAGAGAGUAUGAUGAGCAGUAAUGACGAUAUUCAUUCUGCAGAUUUUGUUCGUCGUAAUAGUGGCACUUUCCAACGCUAUAAUGAUGAUGAUGAAAAUUAUUAUCCACCUAGACCUGCUAGACCUGUCACAAGAAGUAAUUUGUCAAUGUCACCAGCGUCAAGCCAUCGUCGCACAACCAACACAUCCGCCUCUUCUAUCACAAACAACUCUUCCAUUUAUUAA
This is a messenger RNA of Gilbertella persicaria, 2136 nucleotides long. RefSeq names its product kinase-like domain-containing protein. The record is from RefSeq and is a predicted model, not a curated record. Gene Ontology annotation, biological process: protein phosphorylation. Gene Ontology annotation, molecular function: protein serine/threonine kinase activity; ATP binding. The transcript has 5 exons. Bases 1 to 2136 code for a protein of 711 amino acids. NCBI's taxonomy places the organism in Eukaryota, Fungi, Mucoromycota, Mucoromycetes, Mucorales, Choanephoraceae.